This is a messenger RNA of Carassius auratus (goldfish), 1018 nucleotides long. Its product is annotated as receptor expression-enhancing protein 6. The transcript is spliced from 5 exons. NCBI's taxonomy places the organism in Eukaryota, Metazoa, Chordata, Actinopteri, Cypriniformes, Cyprinidae. Bases 149 to 703 code for a protein of 184 amino acids. The record is from RefSeq and is a predicted model, not a curated record.
CGCCGCAGAUGUCUGUAUGAGCCAGUGCUGUGCUGAGAGGGGACACACUUUGUGAAAGUACGGUGUUAGUUUUCCUGGCUUGGAAAACUGUUUACAAUUCUGGUAUUGGUCACUACAUUCUGCUGUACUAUAAACGAGGAAGGACAAAAUGUUAAAUACCGUUACAGAACGCUACGAAGCGUUUUUUAAACAGAAGAAUGUGGUAACGGAUUUUCUGGCGGUUUUAGAGGAAAAAACUGGAGUUAAGAAACAGUACAUUGCAACAGGUGCAGUAUCUAUUCUGGCACUCUAUCUGUUAUUUGGAUAUGGUGCCUCCCUCCUCUGCAACUUGAUUGGUUUCGCAUACCCAGCAUAUGCCUCCAUCAAAGCCAUUGAGAGUAACAAUAAAGAUGACGACACCAAAUGGCUAACCUACUGGGUGGUUUAUGGACUCUUCAGUGUGGCUGAAUUUUUCUCUGAUAUCUUCCUCUUCUGGUUUCCCUUCUACUAUGCUGGGAAGUGCCUGUUUCUGCUGUGGUGCAUGGCUCCAGUCUCAUGGAAUGGCUCUCAGAUGAUAUACACACGUGUGGUGAGACCUUUCUUCCUCAAACAUGAAGCAGCAUUCGACAACGUUGUCAGUGACUUGAGUGGAAAGGCCAAGAGUGCAGCCGAGAGUAUGGCAAAGGAAGGCUUCACAUUGCUGAACAGUGAUAAGAAUAAAUGAUUCACAGGUGAAGAUGUGAAGACUCAUUUUACCAGGAGCUUUGUGUUUACAUUUGCCUUUUUAUUUUUUGACUGUCAUAUUGGUUGUCACUAACCCCACCAAAUUAUUCUUAACUGCAUCUGAGCCAGGCAGCACAGUCUUAAAUGUUCUAGAAUUUCUCUAAUGGUCCACAAAUUAUACUAUUUAAUUGAAUUUCACAUUUAAUUUCAAUUUCACAGUUUUGUGUUCAUCCUAUAUUUUAGAACUUUGAGCAAUAAAAGAAAUGUUGAAGUCACUGUCUUUUAAUAAAUAAAACUGGGAAGAUCUAUGUCUAAA